CAAGCACUUAAUUUUCGAUUUCUUUAAAAAAAUGAUAACACAACUUUUUGAUAUAAAAUAAGGUGAUUUAAACUUCAAUUUCAAGUCAGUCUACACACUUUUUGAUACCUUCAACAUCAACUUUUUUUGGGGCAUCAAAAAUGAAGUCGAUUUUUGUGAUUUUGGUUCUUUCACUCUUUGCUUUAAGUGAGGCCAGAUACUUCAAAAUUGGAUACGAUCAACAACCAUUGCCAAGCAAUCCAAAUAAAGCAUAUGCAAGUAGAAUUGUGAAUGGUGAACCAGCUGACAUUGCUGAGUUCCCACACAUGCUUGUCCUUUUGGAUUUGACUGUUGGAGGAUUCAUUUGUGGUGCUUCAAUCAUCAGCAGAACAUGGACACUCAGUGCUGCUCAUUGCCUUGAGUUCAAUGUCCCAGCAAACCUCAUCAACUUCCGUGCCGGAUCAACAAACAGACUUUCAGGUGGCACUGUCUAUAUUGCUGCAUCUUAUCAUCUCCAUCCUCAAUAUAACACAAGAACUUUGGAAUUUGAUGUUGCUGUCGCAAGAACAACUGAACAUAUGGAUGGAAUUAAUAUCACUCCUGUUGCACUUCCACCAAUUUGUAAUACAAUUUGUUGUACAGUUUGUGAGAAUGUAGCUGUGACUACAUCAGGUUGGGGACGUAAUGAAGCUGGAAUUUUCCCAGCGAAUCUAAUGCAAUUGACAAAACCAAUCCAUGAAUUCAAUGACUGUGUGAGAAUCUGGGCAACAUUCAGAAUUGUAAUUACUGAAGACUCAUUCUGUAAAUCAGCUUUCGACAGCAGAGACACAUGCAAUGGUGAUUCUGGAUCUCCAUUGGUAAUUGGUGAAGGCGCUAAUAGAGUUCAAGUUGGUGUUGUCAGUUUCGGAGCUCCAGUAUGCGGAGACAAUAGCCGUCCAAGUGGAAAUGCAAGAAUUGAACAUCCAGCAAUCCGUUCUUGGAUCACUAAUAUUAGUGGCAUUUAAAUGACUUUAACCUUUGAAGCAAAUAAAAUUUGAAACGACUUUUCGAUAAACU
This is a messenger RNA of Chironomus riparius, 1035 nucleotides long. The record is from the annotation of a GenBank genome assembly. NCBI's taxonomy places the organism in Eukaryota, Metazoa, Arthropoda, Insecta, Diptera, Chironomidae.